CAACUAACUGUUAUUUAAGAACAUAUCCAACUUUACACCAUAGAUUCCCUGCAACACCACCAACCAAUCCAAUAGAACAAACGAAUAUGUUGUUAAUUAGAAUUUGCAAACAUGCGGUUGUUUGUCAGCCUUGGAUUAAACGUGCGGAUACCUUAAAUCAGCAUUGGUGGAAAGCUAAUUAAGCUUUUAAUACGUUCGUUCCUCUCCAUGGAUGAUGGGCAUAAAACCACCAUUAGUGGUGGGUGGCUUUUAAUUAACAACUUUAACUUCAACGUUAAUGCGUAUAAGCGUAAUAAGAUAAAACCCCGCACACAAGAUCAUACCACUACUUCUAGCUAAUCCCCCCAUUAACGAAAAAGCAACAGCAAAGCUAAUCAAGAAAAAGACGUGUGCAAAUUUGCAAACCAGUCUUUAGUUUUGCCUAUAAAUACACGCCAUAACCGGCCAUACGUUGUUUCAAAACAAACCCACCAUUAUUGAUGCCUAAAUGAAACGUAUCAUAUAAGCAUAUACGUUUAAUUUCUCUGCGUUAACAAUAUCUGUCUAUCGAAUCCCAUCUCCCUCAACUAGCUACCCAAAGAACCUACAAUGGCGUCGUGUGUUGCUAAUGACAACAUCGUACGAGGAAUCGCCAUGUUCCUGUGUUUGGGUUGCGUAGCAAUGUCCAACCUUGCUGACUUAGUCGCGGCGGACUUCGGCACCGCCACCUCUUACAACCCUCCUUAUCUACCGACGAGGUGCAACGGUGGGAGGCAGGACCAGUUUCCGGCGGGGAACAUGUUCGUGGCGGUGGGGGAAGGGCUGUGGGACAACGGGGCGGCGUGCGGCCGGCGGUACAGGAUGCGGUGCCUCAGCGGAGCCAACCGGCCGUGCAAAGAAGGCACCAUGAUCGACGUCAAGGUGGUGGAUUACUGCCCAAAAUCGCCUUGCCCUGCCACCUUUUUGCUCUCCAACGACGCCUUCAACGCCAUCUCACACCACCCAAACGCCAAGAUCAACAUCGAAUAUGCUCAGACAUGAUGAUGAUGAUGAUGUGGCGAUAUCGACGGGAGCAGUCACGUUAAAAAGAGGAGAUGGAACGUAUAGGAUGAUUGUAAAUUGUUUUGAUGCUAGCUCGAAGAAGAAUGAGUAUCAAGAGAUGAUUGUUGUGUUUUAGGUAGAUAUCAAUGGUGGACUUUAAUACACGAUAGAAUAGAAUAGAAUAAGAAAUCAGCCGAUUGGAAACCCAACUUCUUGGUUCCAAUAAAAUGGGCAUUCGCUAUCAUAACCAUAUACAUGCUUAACAAGAUAUUUGAUGAGGAAUUUUAUAAUGCUACGUGUGCUAUCAUUUAAUGUAGAAGUUAAAUUUAUGUAAUAAAGUACAAGUUCGGUUUUAUAUCAUAAAGAAAUUUGUAUGAAAAUGUAUAGAUAUGAACUGAAUUAGUUUCAUGAGAUUGAGCUACGAGUUUAAUUUGUACCAUAAACAAAUUCUAUGCGAAAAUGUAUAGGUACAAACUGAAUUUGUAACGUAAUGAGAAUACAAAUUUAAUUUGUAU
Linum trigynum is the source of this 1535-nucleotide messenger RNA. The record is from the annotation of a GenBank genome assembly. Lineage: Eukaryota; Viridiplantae; Streptophyta; Magnoliopsida; Malpighiales; Linaceae.